AUGUCAGUUACGUCCAAAAAUUCCUCCCACCGGCGGAAGGACUCCGGCGAGAUCGUAGUUUUCGACGCGGCCCGUUACUUCGCUGGCAUUGAUGAGAACCCAUGCUACCACAGCUUCUCUUCCUCCGCUGCCUCCCGAAUGAGCCUAGACAUGCCGGCGAUCAACGCACACAAUCUCCAGUCGAUUCAGAAGCAAUAUUUGAUGAGAGAGAAGAAGAAAUGCAGGCAGCCGAGCUCCCCCGGCGGCCGGCUCGCCACGUUCUUGAAUUCUCUCUUCAAUCAGGCGAAUUCGAAGAAGAAGAAGAAAUCGAAGACGAGCGCCGCCGUCGAUGACGCCGGAGACGAUCAUGAUCGGAGAAGGAGCAGCAUCAGCCAUUUCAGAAUUACGGAGAGUUAUUGCGAUUCGAAAUCGGCGGAUUCCGGCGGUGCAGCGCCGCCGUGUUACGCCAAUACACCGACGAAAACGUCGUACGCGGAUUUGAAGGGCUUUUCCGAUCACCAGAAGGCGGCUUCUCAGCUUAAAAAUGGGAAAAUUGGGAACGGGCGGCUGAGAUUCAACAACGGGAGCUUUAGAAACCCUACGACGAAAUGGACGGCUGAUGAUGAAGAUGAUCAAAGGAAAUUUGAUGAUGGCGAAGAUUCGGAUUCGAGUUCGGAUCUAUUUGAUUUGCCCAACUUGGAUUUUUGCUCGACCGGUUUGCCCGUUUAUGGGACUACGGAUAUGGAUCGGAUCCGAAUCGGAGCUCCACUUUCCAGCGCAGCGGCAGUGUAA
Molecule: messenger RNA, 771 nt
Organism: Salvia splendens (bonfire salvia)
Lineage: Eukaryota; Viridiplantae; Streptophyta; Magnoliopsida; Lamiales; Lamiaceae
Product: protein BIG GRAIN 1-like E
Exons: 1
Coding region: 1-771 (256 amino acids)
Biological process (GO): auxin-activated signaling pathway
Source: RefSeq, a predicted model, not a curated record